AUGGCUCCAGCUGGGGGAGGUAAACGAAAGCGAGGUGAUCGGACCUGGUCUGGGGAUAACUCGCACGAUGGACAACGACCCUCCCCUCACAGACCAGGAAACCUGCACCUUGCUCAUCACAACCAGGGACAGCCUUCGAACUAUGGCCGCGACCCGUCAGAGAACCGGGGCCGGGGCGGUCGAAGACCUAGUCGUGGAGGUCGUGGUUCUGUAAUUCCUCAAAGUCCUACCACCAACAGAAACUCCAUGAAUACACCAGUCUCAAAGCCUACAUCUCCUGUACAAAGGCCAACCGAUGCACAGCCGACCCAUCAAUCGAAUGGCGUGCUAAGUACGAUUACAAAGAUGGAUGCAGCCAUUCCACCUAGUUCUGAUAUCAUCGCAGAGCCCCGACCUUUUGACUAUUCGUACAUCACUGAGGAAAUACGCGAACAAUGGGAUUCUUCAGGAAGUUUGUCUGUAACGGAGAAGGGUGAGGAGCUACGAGAUAAUGGGGAUUAUGUCGAACUGGGAAUGCUGUUCCAAGAGCUACUCUUUGCCGGCAUGUCCGGCCGCAUACCACCUCCUGAAGCCGGUGCUGUCGUCAAGAACAUUGCAUGGCCUGGACAGUCGGCCUCUGAUAUUGAGAAAAUUACUGGCACGGAGAUUUCUGUAAAGCUCUCGGAUGUUCAGCUUGUGUUUCUAGAUACCAUUUCCGUUUUUGUCGCAGAGACGCCAGUUUCGCCCCAGGCCUUUUCCGCAGUUGUUCAGAGCUCUGGCAUACCUCCUGCGCUACUACGUCAAGAGCUGGACGUCAAGUUCUUGGAGAAAAUGGGGCUCAUUCGAACUACAUUUGGUAGAUCGGGAGUUCGUAAGACGACGAAUCUCCUUUAUCGGCAGGCCAAUUUCAAUCUGCUACGUGAAGAAUCGGAAGGGUUUGCUAAGUUGAUGACCGAGCUUUUCACCACAAGCGGGAAUGAGCCACCAACGGCCGAGGUUGUCGAGGAUACAGUGGAGCGUGUCAAAGCGAUGAUCGGAUCUUUUGAUUUGGAUGUUGGAAGGGCUCUUGACGUCGUCCUUGACGUCUUUGGCGCUGUUCUGGUUAAGCAGUUCCGCUUCUUUGUCAAAUUCCUUCGUGCCAGUCCAUGGUGGCCACGAGAAGAAGACCACAGACACGGCCGCAACGACAUCACAAGGCUUGGUGGACUACCACAGUGGGCAUUGCCAGGGUUUACAGCCUGGCAUCUGGACGACUCCCAAAGAGCAGACUUAUUGAAGCUGACAGAGGAACGUGAUCGACUCUUCUGGGCUCGCGCUCGAGAUGUUGGCUUACAAGCAUUCUACGAAAUCGGACGAGAACAAGUAGCGAAUGUUGAGACUAAAAAAACCUUGCCCAGGGCCACUACAGAAAGCGCCGAACCUAGCGCGAAAGAGAAAUUCAUGCAAGAUUGGGUUAAGCAAACUGGCACUUCUCCACCAGGAGGGAAUGAAGAUGCAGCACAACUGCUUGGUUUCAAGCUGCGCUUCUACUCGUCUUCGGUCGCACGUACUGAGAGUGACACUCUACCAGACAACCUGAUCUACCUUUCUGCGUUACUGAUCAAAGUUGGGUUCAUCUCUUUGAAGGAUCUGUACAAUCAUAUCUGGAGAGCAGAUGAAGAUAUGGAAGGCUUGCGACAAGAGAAGAUCAAAGAAAAGGCCGAAAGAGAACGAGCCUCUCGACCUGGACAAGGAGCCAAAAAUGCUUUGCUUACGGCAGGUGCUCUAGUAGAUGACACAUUGCCUAUGCCGCCGAGGUUGAGAGACAGCGCAACUCGGGCAGGUACACCCUCAAAAGACGCUGAACCUGACAAAGUUGGUUCGUCGACAGAAAAGAAGGAUGCUCUUCCAGAGCCAGCUGACCAGAAGAUCCCGCUUCUAAAAAGUCUACUCGCUAUUGGUGCGAUCCCAGAAUCGUUAUUCAUCCUUGGCAAAUUUCCCUGGAUUGUCGACCUUUAUCCAGAGCUGCCUGAAUACAUCAAUCGUAUUAUCCAUCACUCUUUGAGCAAGAUCUAUGGAACGAUUAAGCCCACUGCUUCUGAUUCCACCCUACAACAUCAAAAGCCAUCCAGUGAGCCCGAUAUCGCCGGAUUGCCCAAAGGUCAAGUCAGGCUCAUGCAGGCUCCGCCACGAAAGGUUUUGAGAUGGGCUCUACUUGACAGAGAUGACAGUGGUACCGAUAGCUUAGACUAUCGAUUCUAUUGGGACGAGUGGUCUGAUAGCAUUCCUGUAUGUCAGACCGUGGAUGAUCUGUUCACUCUUUGCGAUACCUUCCUGAAUCUCACAGGCAUCAAGAUCGGUCAGGAUCCAGCAUUGUUGGUCAAGUUCGCAAGAAUUGGCAAGCAUAGCAUUGCUGAAGACAAGUCUGAAUCGAACCUUGAGAGAUGGAGCGAACUUUGCAAGCGUCUUCUGGUUCCUGCUCUCAGCCUGACCAAGUCCAACCCUGGAGUCGUGAACGAGGUAUUCGAGCUUCUCAGCAACUUCUCAAUCGAAACGAGAUACCUAAUCUACCAAGAGUGGUCAGGUGGAAGAACGUCUAGAACGCCAGAUAUGAAAACAGCAGCAGACCAGGCGAAGGCAGAGACUCGGGACACACUCAAACGUCUCAGCAGAACCAACGUGCGCCCAAUGGCUCGAGCCCUCGCCAAGAUAGCAUACUCAAAUCCACACAUCGUCAUCAAUACAGCAAUUUCGCAAAUCGAAGUCUACGAUAAUCUUGCAGAAGUGUUUGUUGAGGGUGCUCGCUAUUUCACAGAUCUAGGCUAUGACGUGCUCACAUGGUCUUUGAUCAGUGCUCUUGGUCGAGCUGGCCGGAGUCGAGUACAAGAGAGCGGUCUUGUGACUAGUCGAUGGUUGACUGCCUUGGCUUAUUUUGCCGGCAAGAUGUUCAAGCGAUACAACAUCAUGCGACCAGGCCCAGUCCUGCAGUACGUAACAGACCAGCUGAUCAAAGGGAAUCCAACAGAUCUAAUUGUCCUGGAACAAAUCAUUUUGUUCAUGGCUGGGAUUGUGACUGAUGCUUCUUACAAUGACACGCAGCUCCUGGCGAUGGGCGGUGGCGAGUUGCUUCGGUCCCAAACCAUCUUGCAAUUACUCGACAAAAGACAUGAGUCACGGCUCACUUCUCGGCGUUUGAUGAGGUCGUUGAAGGAGUCUGAUCUCGCUGGUAAACUAUUACUGGCCAUUGCAAUCCAGAGACAAGCCUCUGUUUUCCAUCUCGAAGACACGAAUGCUCCGUUGAAACUUCUGGGAAAUCUGUACGAUGAGAUACAAAGAGUGUUGACGCAAUACUUAGAUUUAUUGCACAGCAACCUCUCUACAGAAGAAUAUGAAAGCGCCGUUCCUGAUGUGGCACAGCUAAUUGUGAGCUACAAAGUUCAGCCCGAGCUUGCCUUCUGGAUUAGCCGGCCCAACCUUAGUAGACGAAUUGCAGAGUUUGACAAGGCUAUGCACGUUAACGGUGCGCAAAAGAAAAACGAAGACCUGAUUCCAAAGGAUUUGGAGCAGGGUGAUGUUGAUAUGGCUGACCAACUUGACGGCGCUGGCGAGGACGAAGGGGAGGCGUUAGAAACGGAACCGGUCAUGGAAUCUGCAGCUACACCAACAGCAGCAGAAAUCAAUGGAGUCGACUCCAAUCCAGAAUCCCCAACAAAACCACCUGGCGAGGAAGUCUCGAUUUCGGAGGAGCAUGAUCAACAAUGGCAUCCGGUCCUGCAACCCAUCAUGGAUUCGAUUAGACCAAGCCUUCCAGGUGAGGUCUCAAAUGUCAUCGGUCUUGGUUUUUAUGUUACCUUUUGGCAGCUUGCUCUCUACGAUGUGACGAUCCCUGGUAAAUCAUACGAAGAUGAGCUUUCUCGCCAGCACAAGCGAAUUGCUACCAUAUCAAGCAAUCGGGCAGAUGUCACUGCUCUUGGUGCUCGAAAACGAGAGGCAGAGAAGAAACAGAUUUCGAAUCUGAUUGACAGAAUAUUGACUGAGAACAAGGAGCACCUGAAAGCGUUCGCUGAAAGUAAGGCAAGGCUUUCAAAAGAGAAGAAUAACUGGUUUGUUGGCACUCAUGGGAAGUCCGAAAUGUUAAACUCAGCAUUGAUGGAACAUUGCUUCCUACCACGCAUCUUACUGUCGCCUCUUGACUCCCUGUUCAGCUUCAAGUUCCUCAAGUUCUUACACACAUCGGGAACAAGCAAUUUUCGAACGAUGGGCUUCUACGAUUUGAUCUUUCGCCAAAACCGACUGAAUUCAUUGAUUUUCAUGUGUACAUCCAAGGAGGCAGACAAUCUCGGGAGAUUUCUACAUGAAAUCCUUCGAGAUCUCGCGAGGUGGCAUAGGGAUAGAAAUAUGUACGAGAGAGAAGCUUGGGGAUCGAAAAAAACUUUGCCAGGGUUUGCGAAGAAGGUAAGCAGCACUGGCAAGCCAGAAUGUUUUCUGCAUUACGAAGACUUUCGACGACUACUCUACAAGUGGCAUCAACAUCUGGCCAUUGCAUUACAAAGCUGCUUGUCAUCAUCGGAAUACAUGCACAUCCGCAACGCUAUAUCUGUUCUCAAGGCGGUGGCGGAGAACUUUCCAGCAAUCACGUUCCAUGGGGCGCAGCUUCAGAAACUGAUCUCUGCACUCGGAGAAUCGGAUCAGGGUGAUAUUAAGGUUCCCUCACUUUCGUUGAUGGCGGAUUUGAACAAAGCACAGAAAUCUUGGAUUUUGCCUCAGGCAUUCCGCAAGGGACAAGAGAAGCCUUUGGUGAAUUCGGCUAUCCCACCGGGUACUUCAACACCGGGCCCGGCAGCACAAUCACUCAACGCUGAAGCUGGUGAGUCCAAGCCGAGUUCUUCAUCAGGUGGCGAUCAGAAUUUUGAGCAAAAGCCUGUUAUCGAGGUCAACGCGAACCAGCACGAAAUCAAAAAUACGCAGAUAACGGAUGUCGGACCAACAGCCGCGGGCUCGGCUAAUAGUUCGCAGGGUGAGAUUAAGGAUGAAAACACUGAGCUGCCGCCAGUUCCAAGCGUGGAACCAGAAACUGAUGCCAAGAUUCCGACAGUCUCUGAGACGGUGUCUGAGACGAUCCCUCAAGACUCACGAUUGUCUGGGUCAUCAACCCCUCCGUCGGCAAAGAUACCGUCCAGCGAGUUGAGGCAGCAAGACGGCAAUAACGAGGCUAGCACGCAGCAACCACGUAUCAUGCCCCAACGCCCAGAUCUCACAUCCGGUCCGCUGCAGCCGCAUCCAAACUUGCCCCAUCGCCCCGAACGGACGGAACCAAGGCACAUUCGCCCCAGUGACGCCCGCAUUCCGAGCAGACCGCCUCCACAUGCCGAUAGUCCCAGAGACCAAAGAGACAGCCGGUCUUUUGACCGUCCUUCAUCGGGCAGAUAUGGUGAGAAUCACCUGGAGGCAGCUGAACACCCUCCUCAACAUUCACGACCCCACGAACGCCGUCCAGAACGAUUUGACCCGGGUGCCGAACGCGGAGACAGGCCUCGUAGUCAAGAACGUAACGCAGGACCAAGGUAUGCACCACAGGAUCGACGCAACCAGCCUUCUUUCCGUGAAAAUGGGACAUCGGGUUGGCAAUCGGAAAGACCUGGGCAAGCCAGACCUCCACCUGAUUCGCCUCGAAACAAGAGCGAGCACGAAAGGCGGCAGCAAGAACGACCGCCGCGGGACCAUCAUAUGGGACCUCCUCGGGGUCCUCAGUCAGCCAAUACAGAAGCUGCGAAUAUCAACCCCGAAAGAGCAGCUCUGAUCAGUGGCGGUGCAGGCAGUCGUAAUGGUAUAUCAAUUAGGGGUCAGGGUGAGGAUAAGCUUGACAGAGGCUCUCGGCCGACAUCUCCAAAAGGUGAUCACGAUUCUCGGCAUCCAGCUAGACGAGAGAGACCGGAUGACAGACAAGAACCAUUCGAUCGCCGAUCUGCUGAUUUCGAUCAACGUCACAGAGAUCGACAUGACAAUUCCUUUGGCAGUGGGCCUCGCGCUCAACAUUCUGACCGAACCCACCGGUCUGGUGACAGUUUCCCCCGCGAUAUACGAUACCAGCCUCCACAGCAGUACGUUGAAGUUGACAUGAAUCAUGGACGACUUAACCAAGACGAUCAGCCACCUUCUCGACAUCACGAACUGGCUUCUGAUCGUUCUGAACCUUCGAACGACGUACCAUCAGGUCCCCGUGGUCGUAAUCCUCCUUCCACUUCUCGAGGCCGCAACGCACACCCUGUACAGCCUCAACCUGUUCCGCAGCAUUCACCGUCUAACCAUGUCCAAUCGUCAAUGGGUGCCCCCGACCGUCUAGCACCCACUGGACCCGGCCCCACUGGACCAGCCUCCCGUUCACAUACCCGAGGUCAAUCAUUUCAAGAGCAGCAAACCACUUCUAACCCUAAUACCCCCGCUGAUACCUCCGGCAUUCACCCCGACCGACUGGCGCUUGUAUCUCCCUCGGCUGAAGGUCCCCCACAUCGAACACAAUCGUAUUCCUCCAAGCCAUCGUCUGCGCAAACAUCUCCUACAUCUGUUCCUUCAGGCCCUAGGGGCAGUGCACCUUCAGGAGCCCCUUCCGGGCCAGCUCCCGUUAUUCGUGGUCCGCCCUCUGGUCCACAGGGUAAUGGCAGAAACAACAGGCACCCUUUGGCGGCUGUCAACAAUACUCUCCAGCAAGCAGGUCAAGGACAAAACAUUAGAGGUCGAGGAGGAAGUCGUAUGUCAAACGGGCCUCCAAUGCCUCAUUCGGGACCACCAACUCCGACAGCGGGCCCAGGCCAAGGUCCAAGGUCGGAAGCCACGAUUCCACCAUUGCAAGACCAAGGUCGAGCUGAUCUAUUCUUUCGUGCCGAUCAAGACGUGAAUGGCCGAAGACCGCCUUCUCAACGUCGUGAUGAUUUACCACCCGAGAGAUAUCCACCAAGUGGGCGCAGGGGUGAUCUGAUGGACGAGGCCAGUGAAAGCAGACGAGGAUCAAGUAGACAUUCCGGUAGCAGCAGAACCCACUCACCAGACGGCGAUGGCACAGGUCGCCGGAAUGAAAGAGGACAAGGUAGCCAUCGGGACCGGGAGACCUACCGAAGUGAACGAGAUGGCGAAGGCAGAGACCAUCAUGGGCGUGACAGAGUAGGAGGAGAUUUAGGACGUGAUCGUCGCGCUGGUGGUGAGGGUGAAGAUCGUCCUCCAAGAGAGCCUUCGUCUCGACAGCAACGUGAUGAUGCGCAAAACUCUCAUCCUCCUCCUCAAGCCCCACCAAGGAGAAGUACUCGCCGCGAUCCAGCAAGCUCCGAUCUUCCGUCGAACAGUAUACCACCACCUCAUGGACCUUCUGCACAAGGACCUCCACCUCCUCCUUACGACGACCGUGGAAGGAGGAGAGGAUACCAAUCAGGACCUGGGCCUGGGCCUGGGCCUGGGCCUGGGCCUGGGCCUUCCACUAGAGGCGAUGAGAGGGAUCAUCAGCAGCGUGGAGGAGGACGGGGAGGAGGAGACAGGGACAUGAGGGACAUGAGGGACAGGGAGUCCCGGGGCCCACCAGCACGAGACCUUCGUGGUCCUGAUCCUGGUCUGAGAGAAGGGAACGAUCUACCUCCUCGAAAACACCCACGUGCCGAGGACGGUGGACCAUACGGUGGAGGAGGCAGAGGAGGGAACAGGAUGGCGAGUGAGAGUAAGCGGCCUAGGAGGGGAGGUUGA
Molecule: messenger RNA, 7686 nt
Organism: Endocarpon pusillum Z07020
Lineage: Eukaryota; Fungi; Ascomycota; Eurotiomycetes; Verrucariales; Verrucariaceae
Exons: 2
Coding region: 1-7686 (2561 amino acids)
Biological process (GO): mRNA export from nucleus; mRNA processing
Cellular component (GO): THO complex part of transcription export complex
Molecular function (GO): mRNA binding
Source: RefSeq, a predicted model, not a curated record